AUGCCACGUCAACUGAACGAAGAAGAAGAGGCUCAAAUCUUCAAAUUCUUCGCAGAAGAAUCGGAAAAUGCCACUUCUCCGUUUGAACUGAACUCGUUUUGCAGUAAAUUCAGGAAAAAAUACGAAACUGAUAUUACACACAAUGAUUUGAAAGUAAUAUUCUGCAAAUUGCGUCUGAAAAUUCACGAAAAGAACGAAUACGACAUGGAUUUAAGAGUGAGAAUGAUGUUUGCUCUGCGUGUGCCAGUCAAUUCGGAAUUUCUUGUCGUACUUCGAAAGAAUGCCGAAGUAGAAGUCAAUCGUCCUGGACGAAUAAUUUCAUACAAGAAAUAUGAUGGAGGAUUGGAAUUGGCGAUGAAAUCGAAAAGCAAAGUGUCGACUAAAAAAUCGAAAAUCAAAAAUCCGCCAACAAUGCUUAACGCUCAAAUCGGAAACUUGAGAGAAAAACACCGAUUGGAAACGCCGAUUGUAAAUGAGUCAAUUACUGCAUCAGAUGAAUUAGAUGGCACUGACGGAGAAAUAGAGAACAUAGCACUUAAAGAUUCGUUCGUCGAUCCAGCCUUCAGUCGGUUUUCCGAUGGCCCCUCUUCCUCAAAUAGGUCCAAAAGAAAUAUUCAUAAACGAGUGCGAUACUCUCCUAUAAAAACACCAGAUAGAAAACAGAAGAAGAAGAAGAAGUCUACUACGGAAAAAUCAACAUCGAAAACGGCAGAUUUUAGAAGAGAAAACGUCGAACCAAAUUCUCAUACAGGCCGAUAUUCGAUUGAUGAUGAGAAAGUGUUGAGAAUACUCAAUCAUUACGCACCGGCACGAAAUAGAUCAGAUGUAAGGGAAGCAGAAGAUACUAGAAGACAUCGCAUUUGUACAUCAACGUCUCCGUUCGAUCGAUCCACUUAUCUCAAUGCUGAUGGAUCUGGUCCUUCUUCAAGUGAUGCGCCAAUGGGAACUGGCCUCCGUUUCUCGUCGACAAUGACUGAAAAUUAUUUUUCUAAACCAGAUGAUUUUUCGUCGGGACCGAUAGUUCUAGCAGAAAACAUGCAAACGUCGUCGACUGGGAAGUAUUCAUCACCGUGGAACAUUCCACCACUCAAGGAGAUGGUUGAAAGUGAAGAUGAAAGAGAAUUACUAGACACACAAGAGGAAUUUCUGCUUUAUAAAAAUUCGAGAAGAGAGAAAUAUGAGCAAAGUGGCGGAGAAUAUCAUCAGAUCAGAGACAACAAGUUUCAAGAUUCUGAAGGUUCCAGUUAUUUCACUACGUCUUUAAUCCAAACUCAAACGCAACAUUUCCCCAAACCAGAAAUCAAUUCAACUCAGGAAGAGGCUGAAAAUAUUCAAAAUGAAGAUGAGGAUGAGGAAUUGAUCGAUAUUGAAACUAUAUCAGAAGAGAUCAAUUCUGAACGAAGAGAGGAGGAGCAGUGUGGAGGAAAUGUAUUGUUUCAGCACGAUGGAGCUGUAAAUUCGAAUGAAAAGUCUACUGAAAUCGAAGAGUAUAGAAAUAAUAUGGAUUGUAAAGUUCAGAGAGAAGAUUCUGGAAUUGGCGGAUGUCAUGAGUCGGCAGACAGAAAGGAUGAUUCACCAGCCGAAUUUCCUUUUUAUCAAAGUUUCGCAGAAUCUAAGUUUCUUUCAACCUCAGAAGUGUCCGAUAAACGUAUUGAUGAACAAGAAACUGUUGACAAGGAUUGUAAUGUAUUGAUAAAGGAUUCUGAAGAAAGAGACCAUGAAAUGAAUUUGGAAAACGCUCAAAAACAGAAUGAUUCGAUUCCCGUCGAUCCGAAUAUUCCAAUCGAAUCAUCCGAACGAAAUGGAAACCAACACUAUUCUGGUGAAGAGUCACCAGAUGUCGUUUUGAUAAGCAAUAAAGUGAACCAGGAAUUAGCUGAGGCUUUUGAAGAAACUAUUCACAACGAUUAUGAAAUGGAAACAGAACGUUCGAGAGAAGGAGAGCAAGAACAUAAUAUGAAGAUCACUCAGAAAGAAGUUGAAGACGUUUCAACGGUUGAAGCCAAUGUUUCAAUCAGAUCAUCUGAUCAAAUAGGUAGCAAGAUGAUUGAAUUCAUAAUUGUAACUGAGACAUUUACAGAAAAUGGGCUCGACUCUACGGAAGAGUCCACAGAGUUCGCUUCAAAUGAAUUGGGAAAUGAAAUCCAAGAAUCAUCUGAAAUUGUGAAGGAAGCUAUUGGCACUGGCUGCAAUAUGGAAUCAGAGGGUUCGAGAGAAGAACUAAAUUUGGAAAGAACUCAGAAAGAAGUUGAAUCAGUGGCAAUGGGCGACACAGAACCAAAUCUUCAGGAAACUAUAAUUGCCUCACAACUUGAGAUGGACUUCGUUUCGAAUAAUCAAGAUCUGAACAAUGUUUUGGAUGUGUCAAUUAACAACAAAUGCGCGCAGAAGAGAACUCAUGAUUUGACUAAUCCGCUUAUCUACUCUGAUGUCUCCGGACACUCAACAAGUACUCAAAGAUGCCAAUCCGUUCAAAUCCCUGUAACGCACAAUAAUGAAAUACAGGACAAACAGAAAUCAGUUUCGCCGUCGUUUCGCUUUGCACCGAAAAGACCUAGAGAAGAACUUCCGGAGGAAAGGUCAUCGAUUCUUGCAAGUUUUCGCAUUCAAAAUCCCAAGAAGAGCAACGAGACUGCCAUUCAUAAAUCUGAAACUCGUAUUGCCCCAAAAAGCUCGGUAUCUAGUGUAGAAAAGGCGUCUACAAAGCCAACGAUAGUUAUUCCACCAGAAAAGAUCCACAGGUCUUCGAUUCCCAACUCAAAAAUCUCAAUUAAAGAAAACAUUUAUACGGAACACUCUCUGAUUUCGACUGCUCCUGACAGUUACGAAAAGAGUAAACGUGCUCCGAUUGGGACUGAAGAGAAUCCAGAAGACGUCGGAUUAAGUUCUUCUGAAAUUGAUUCAAUUGAUUCAACUGCUGAUAAAAAACCGAAACCUGAAUUUCUGUCACCAAAAAGAGAAGAAGAUUCAUCUAAACCAGUGGAAUGGUUCAUAUACUCUAAAGCAUUGCUUCACCAGUUACGUGCUAUAAUAAUAACUUUGGAUUCUCCAUUACUCGUGGAUCUUCGUAAAGCAGUUGAAGACAAUUUCAAUACAAUUAAAGACAAGAAAAUUCCAAUUCAAGGAAUCAUUUCAGUACUCCAAACACUUCUCUAUGUAACUGUAAACUCUGCAAAACCAGAAGAGAAUUCGAAUAGCUCAUUAAGUUUGAAAAGUUUUCUCACUGUUCUUCGACAUACUCUCAACAAUUUUGAAAUUUCCGAUCUGGGUGCUUUUGGAGAAGAAAUCAAACAAGAAAUCAAUAAAAUAGGAAAAGACGAUAAGACUGUGUCCAUAGAGAAGAUCCGGCCAGCAUUCGAAACCAUUCUCCUUUUGACAAAAAUAUGA
This is a messenger RNA of Caenorhabditis remanei, 3387 nucleotides long. RefSeq lists its product as uncharacterized. The record is from RefSeq and is a predicted model, not a curated record. The transcript has 8 exons. Bases 1 to 3387 code for a protein of 1128 amino acids. Lineage: Eukaryota; Metazoa; Nematoda; Chromadorea; Rhabditida; Rhabditidae.